CUUUGAAGGCAGCAUUGCGUCACGUGACCAGUGCACAGCUGAGGGAUGCUGAGGCUUGCCCGUUGCUAGCCUGUUAGCCAUUAGCCGUGUCCAGUAAUCCUGCCAGAAACAGCCGUUUCUUUUCACCUUUUCGAAGAAAAUCACCCGGGGGAGAUAUGUUACAAGCCAUGGAGAGGAUACAGCGCACGUGGUCGUCUUCUGUAUCCCCUCAUAUCAUCAGCUUUUGGUUAGAUGUCAAUGUCAAAAUUUGUAGCUAGAGCUGUCCAGUUAGCUCAGCUAGCUUGUGUCUGGUUAACGCAGGACCAAGGCCAAGCGAGAAAAGGGAGGCCGUCGGGCAGUUGCUGUGUAGGUGGACGGAGGAGGAGAGGAGUAGGACGUUGGCCCUGGAUCAGACCUUCUGAAGUCCCCUCCACUGUGGCCUUGGUCACCGUCACCCUCAGCUGAGCAAUGUCUUCGUCAGGGUGCUGCCACCUACCUGGCUCCCUUUGUGAUUACUCGGGGAACGCCGAAUCUGAUGCCUCCAAGGAUUCGGAGGAGUCCGAUUCUACCGCGCAGGCCCAGUACAUCGCCAAGGUGACGGCUAAAGAUGGCCGCCCACUCUCCACCGUUGUCAAAGCGGUGAGCUUGCAGAGUGACGUGGGCAUGUGUCGGAUCUGUCAUGAGGGAGCCGGAGGGGAGACGCUGCUCUCCCCCUGCGACUGCACUGGCACUCUGGGUAAAGUGCACAAGAGCUGCUUGGAGAAGUGGCUGUCCUCCUCCAACACCAGCUACUGUGAACUGUGUCACACAGAGUUCACUAUUGAACGACGACCACAACCACUCACACAGUGGCUGAAGGACCCAGGCCCUCGCAGUGAGAAGCGCACGCUGCUGUGCGACAUGGCGUGUUUCCUUCUGAUCACGCCCCUGGCAGCCAUCUCUGGCUGGCUGUGUCUGAGGGGAGCCCAGGACCACCUGCAGCUGAAGAGCAGACUGGAGGCUGUCGGCCUCAUCGCCCUCACCAUCGCCCUCUUCACCAUCUACAUCCUCUGGACACUGGUUUCAUUUCGGUAUCACUGUCAGUUGUACUCGGAGUGGAGGAGGACCAAUCAGAAAGUGCGCCUGCUCAUGCCCGACAUGAAAGGGGCCCACACCACCCAGCGUUCUGUGCCGACCAAGUCGACCAAGAAAAUGACUGACGAGACCAUCGUAUGAGUGCAGAGCGGUGGCAAGAGGAAUAUUUAAAAUAACGCCCGCCCACUGAAGCGCUCUCUAAAACAAAACAAAAAGUAAUCGUAUUAAUAAACUUUUGCACUUCAUAAGGACCAUUUUGAGAGGGGAGAGCUCCUUUCUCCUCCUGUUUUUCGUUUGUUGAAGCACUUGAUGUAAACUACUACAGUAUUGGCUGACCACAAAAGUGGUUUUGGGGAAGAACUCAUUCCGGAGUCAAAGUCGAUGUCUGAAACACGGACAGCCAGCACUGGGAUGUGAACGACUGAACACGCGAAUACCGGACUACCCAGCCCAACUGUGUGUCCCUGAUACAAACUUAAGAAAUAUUAAGACACAAGCUAAUGUAGCAGGAUAUUACUGAUUCAGCAUGCUACUACAGUAUAAUAUGAAACAUAUUCACUACCUAUAAUUCUCCCCCCCCCAUGUCCCUUCACAAUGUAUUUAGCUGUGUUUUUGAACAAUGGGCAGCCAAUAAUAGCCCGGCAGAAGGAUAAUAAUAACCUAAAACCUAAAAAAAACUUGAUUGACAAAGUCUGUCUGUGAAUAUUCAAGUUGAGGGCAACAGUCGCUCAUACCAACGUUGUUGUCUACAAUCUGAACCCCUUUAAAGUUUCCUGGUAAAGCCUUAUCAUUGCUGUGUGAACGGUGGAAAUUGAAUAUUUUUAUUCCUUGUUUAGACAAGAGCUAAGGCAUCACAUAUUUGUCAAACUUGUCCCGGGUGUCAGUGAAGAUUGUACUACGUGGGAUAACACUAACUGCAGCCGUUAAACGGCAGUGCACUAAUAUAGGGAAAUAGUAUUGAAGGUGUGGUAAAAGUGUUCUUUUUUGGGUUCUAAUUUGGAUAACGUCUCUACUAUUGUCAUAAAAGUGCAUUAGCAAACAGCCCUGCUCCCCUUGUAAAUGCACCAUUCAUUAAUUGAGAUACCUGACCAGUAGUUAUGUCCUACAUCACGAGAGAUUUGAUUGAAAUUAGAAGAGAUCCAGUGUUCACAAUAGUGAGACUAUAUACUUUAGUCCUAUAUAAAAACACAGAUGUACCAGAGUAGGCUGGUACUCAGUAAAGGUGCAAAAGAGAAAUGUGUUUUCAGAUGUCAGUGUAUGCACCAUAUGCUAUACAAAGUAUUUUGUGUUAUUGUAGUCUUCCUGCUGCAUCCCCCCCACCCCCGGAAAGUUGGGUUAUUGUGCAAUAAAACAUGAGGGACUCCGGGACUAAAUCAA
Molecule: messenger RNA, 2430 nt
Organism: Perca flavescens (yellow perch)
Lineage: Eukaryota; Metazoa; Chordata; Actinopteri; Perciformes; Percidae
Product: E3 ubiquitin-protein ligase MARCH2
Exons: 5
Coding region: 448-1194 (248 amino acids)
Biological process (GO): protein ubiquitination
Molecular function (GO): zinc ion binding; ubiquitin-protein transferase activity
Source: RefSeq, a predicted model, not a curated record